AUGUACACCGGAAAGGCACCCCCACGAGCCACGGCUUCAGAAAUCGUCUCGACAGAGCCACCGAUGGGCCAACCUAUCCGCGUGAUAGGAAAAGAACCGUGGAAUACCAUGGAUCCAAAGUCGCGUGUCAAUUUCCUCAAACUCUAUACCGUUGAGCACAAUGUCAAGGUGGAGGACUUUGGUCAUGUCGAUCCCAACGACGAGUGGACAUUGAUGGCCCAAUUCAAGUCGCAUUGGGGAAUCGAGGAUGCGGAACCUCUGCCACCAGCUCGUCAUACCAAGUUCUACGAUGGUCAUACCUUUGGGCCAGCUCCAACCCAAACACGACAAGAUUCGUUUACUGAGUCGAUACGGAUAUAUCCCAACGGGCAGCCAAACACAAUACAUGCCGGCAACGAACAGUAA
This is a messenger RNA of Alternaria ethzedia, 405 nucleotides long. RefSeq lists its product as uncharacterized. The record is from RefSeq and is a predicted model, not a curated record. NCBI's taxonomy places the organism in Eukaryota, Fungi, Ascomycota, Dothideomycetes, Pleosporales, Pleosporaceae. The coding region runs from base 1 to 405 and encodes 134 amino acids. The transcript is spliced from 2 exons.